AUGGAUGUCAAUGGGUCAAUAUUCCCUCUUGCUUUCACCGUUGCCGCUAACAAGAGCAACGAGACACGGGGGAUGUUUUUGACACAUUUGAGGCGAUAUGUUAUUAAGGAUCAUAUGGGCAUAUGCGUGCUAUCUGAUCGACAUCAAGCCAUAUUACACAAUAUGUUUAAUUUGACGGGGUGGCAGCCUCCCUUUGCUUACCAUCGCUUUUGUUUAAGGCACAUAAAGGCAAAUUUCCAAACAAAAUUUGGAAACAACACACUAAACAAAUUGAUAUGGAUGGCUACAAUGGAGCAUCAACAAAAAAAGUUUCUUAUACGGAUGGAGAUGAUCAAGACAGUGAAUCCAAUAGCAUAUAAUUGGUUGAAGGAUAUCGACGUUGAGAAAUGGACAUUACAUGCGGAUGGAGGCAGGAGAUGGGGGAUGCUAACAACAAAUAGCUCGGAGUCAUUCAAUGGUUUGCUAAAAUCUGCUCGGGGACUACCCGUUACUGCAAUGGUGAGAAUGACUUUCAAGCAAGUUGUGGAGCGGUUUGCCACUAGAACAAGACAUGCCAAAGCCAUAUUAGCAGAUGGUGGGAAAUUGAUGCCAAAACUUGCACAGAUGUUCGAGCAUCAUGGGAAAAAAUGUGAGCUACAUAAGAUGGUAGAGUAUAACUAUGUUGAACGUGUGUAUAAAUUCUGGACAGGUUAUUAUCAAGGUCGGAGAGGAAACCUUCAUACCGUUUAUGAGAGAAUGAGAACGUGUAGUUGUGGUAAGUGGCAAUCAUACCACAUGCCGUGUUCUCAUGCCAUCAAGUGUUUCGAGGCAAUGCGAAAAAUGGUAUCCACUUAUGUGGCAUCCGAAUACAAUGUCGAAAGUUAUCUUAAAGCAUAUGCCGGAAGUUUCUACCCACUUUGUGAUCAAUCUUAUUGGCCAAACGAGCCAUUUUCAAUGAUUGCUAACAAGGAGUAUAUCCGUAAAAUUCAUGUUAACGCACGAACUCGGAUUCCCGAUCAAAUGGAUGUUCCGGAUAAGACAUACUCCCGAAGGUGCUCGACGUGUAAGGAGUUUGGCCAUGAUAAGCAUUUGUGUAACCUACAGGGCCGUGGUGGUGCAAGUAACUCUCGCAGUGGAAGAACCUCUCAUAGUGGAAGAGCCUCUCGUGGUUGA
Molecule: messenger RNA, 1152 nt
Organism: Lycium ferocissimum
Lineage: Eukaryota; Viridiplantae; Streptophyta; Magnoliopsida; Solanales; Solanaceae
Exons: 1
Coding region: 1-1152 (383 amino acids)
Molecular function (GO): zinc ion binding
Source: RefSeq, a predicted model, not a curated record